UACUACAGACAACUACGGUCUACUACAAACAGUCUACUACAGACAACUACAGUCUACUACAAACAGACUACUACAGACAACUACGGUCUACUACAGACAACUACGGUCUAGCACUGACAGUGCCAUGGAUCAAAGAAAAAAACGAAGAAACAGGGUUAGAUUUGUUGGCGCUGCUCCUCAGGCCCGUCCAACAUCUCACUCGGACUUCCACAGUCUGCAAAAGGCCCUUGAUGAUGCACACCAGGAGAACCAUCGCCUGAAAGGGCAGAUAGGCAGUCUGUUGCAGCAUAAGGAUGAAUUAUCGGCUGAAAAGAUGAACGUGCACAACGCUAAUCACAAAAUAGGCAGGCUGGAGAAGUUUGUAGAGGCCUUGGAGAAGCAGUUAGAAGCUGCACAUAAAAAGAACAACGAGACCAUUACAAAGUAUGAGUCACAGAUCUCCUUCUUCAGGAAAAGUCUGCAAUUCCGGAUGGAGCAGAUGUAUUUGAGCCUGCAGAGCGAGCAGAGGUAUAAAGCGAUAGCUGCAAGAUUGGAGGCAGAGAAACAAAAACUCUCAGAGCAAACUGAUCAGACGUUCAAGGCGACGUUAGAGAGCCAGAGCAGCGUUAUGCAGCAGCUCUACCAGAGUAACAAAGAAAUGCUGGAUCUCAGGAAGGAGAAGGAGGGCCUCUCUGAGAGGCUCACAGAGGCCUCAAACCAGCUCUUGAGCCAAGAAUCCAAAUUUCUCCAGAGUGACAAAGCUUGGCAGUCAAAACACGAUGAUCUGCAGGAGAAGUUCAGGAAGGAGCUGUCCGAGAGAGAACAGAGCUGGGAAGUCAGAUUAAAGCAGAUGGAGGAAGAAAAGAAACUACUGGCAGAGAGAGAACAGACCUGGAAGACCAUGGUAAAGCAGAUGGAGGAAGAAAAGAAAGAGCUGGUCCAGAAAGCACAGAGCCUGGAGACCACAGUAAAGCAGGUGGAGGAAGAGAAGAAAGAACUGGAGGAGCUCUAUUUGAAAACUAAGAAGAAGAGGAGAGGUUUCUGGUUUCGCAUGAAGAAGGUGAAGACUAGACAGACAAAGGUGGAAGAAAAGAAAAGUAAAAAAGAUAAGGAGAUGAAAACGAAAGAAAAGGAAAAGGAAAAGAAGGUGGAUGUGAAAACGGAGAAGAAGAAGAAGGGCUUUUUCAGCUGGAUGCACAAGAAGAAGUGUGACAGCCACAGUGAGGUGGAGGAGGCUGCUGCAUGUUCGGCUCAGGCUGGACAACUGUAGCCACCAUCCCCACCCCCUCACCCUUCUACCCUCCUCCAUCUCCUUCACCCCCUCUUUCUACCCUCCCUCCAUCCCCCCUCCAUCUCCUCUUUCCAUCCUCCCUCCAUCCCCCCUCCUCCAUCUUCCUCACCCCUCUGUCUUUCCACCCUCCAUCCUCCUCCGUCUCGCUCUUUCCAUCCUCCCUCCAUCCCCCUCCUCUAUCUCCCUUAUCCUCACCUCCAUCACCCCCUACCCUCCACCCUCCCAUCCCCUAAAGUUGAGGGCAGCACACUGGCUCAGUGAUUAGCACUGCAGCCUCACAGAAACACCUCCACCUUGUUUCUGUGUGGAGUUUGCAUGUUCCUCCCUGUGUCUGCGUGGCUUUUCUCCUGGUGCUCCGGUUUCCUCCCACAGUCCAAAGACAUGCACGUUAGGCUCAUUGGAAACUAUAAAUUGCCCCAAAAUAUAUUAAAAAUUCUUCAUUAAAAAUCAAAUACAAUCAAAUAAAA
Messenger RNA from Siniperca chuatsi (mandarin fish), 1737 nucleotides. Its product is annotated as golgin subfamily A member 6-like protein 22. Lineage: Eukaryota; Metazoa; Chordata; Actinopteri; Centrarchiformes; Sinipercidae. The transcript is spliced from 2 exons. Bases 125 to 1249 code for a protein of 374 amino acids. The record is from RefSeq and is a predicted model, not a curated record.